Messenger RNA from Siniperca chuatsi (mandarin fish), 4429 nucleotides. Its product is annotated as alpha-2A adrenergic receptor-like. NCBI's taxonomy places the organism in Eukaryota, Metazoa, Chordata, Actinopteri, Centrarchiformes, Sinipercidae. The transcript has 2 exons. Gene Ontology annotation, cellular component: membrane. Bases 1914 to 3083 code for a protein of 389 amino acids. Gene Ontology annotation, biological process: adenylate cyclase-activating adrenergic receptor signaling pathway. Gene Ontology annotation, molecular function: adrenergic receptor activity. The record is from RefSeq and is a predicted model, not a curated record.
UAAACCGUAAUUAUUGCAUACGCUAUAUUCACACCAGUGUCACCGACUCCCGCUUUGGCUUCAGCCCAUCGGUGAUGCCCACGCUUGUGUGUACGGAGCUCAGCAAACAUACAUUAUUCCUCGGCUUUCCCUGGUAGAUGGUGAGCGUCGCAUCUAUACAUGGCACACUGAUGUGCUGAACAGCUCCGCUUGCUCUUUUGCGGAGGGGGGCGACUCACGCUUAGUUUUCCCCAGGGUGCCAACCAGGCUGGUCUUCUUGGCCUGUAAGGCGGUGGCUAGUUUCAGAGAAGAGAAGAAAUUAUCUGGUAAUAUUUCUUCCCUUCCCCAGGAAUGGCUCCCCCAGUUUCAGCUCCACACUUUCUCCCACGAGCUGAUCUUUGCUCCGCGUCUCCUCUUUUCCCAGAAACGGAGCCCCGUUCAGCAUGGAUUUUGAAUUGACAUCCGCAGCUAGCCAAAAUUGUCAGGUCAUGAGCUGUCACUACGGUGCUGAUGUGCCUCAGCCACAGUGCAGUCCCUGAUGUGUUUCAGCAUGCCAUCGUCAAACACACACAAGAAGGCCGUGAGCCGUGUGUGCUGUAGGUCAGCACAAUAGAACAAUAGAAUAGCGCGAAAGUCACUGCGGUCAAUAUGACCGCGUAUGGCCGAAAUAGGUAAAAAUGAUCAUAUUUUCUUUGCCUUUUGUUUAAUUUAUAUAAAACCUAUUGUAAAUAAAAAUACAAAUACUUUUAGGAAAAGUCAGGUACCAGCAAGAUUGUAUUUUUUUAUUCAACAAAGUUAUUGCACAUAUAAAUUUCAAAACGGUCAAAAUGACCGUCGUGGCCGUUCUAGUGUUGUCAUGUUGUCACUGUGAUGGAAAAGUUGAUGUGAGCUGGUCUACUCAGAAGAAGACUCUGGAUGUCUUACACAGCAAUGUUUAAUGAGGCUCCGCCGAGGAGACAGUGAUAUGAGCAGCGCAAGGUGAAACCCAGUGCAGUGCCGAAACCAAGUCUGAAGAUCUCUUCCUGUUCCACAAUACUUUUCCCCUUACUGGCCAUAUAGUGUCUACCGUGUUUCUCUGAACCUUUAGAGUAAACGUGUGCUUCUCCUAUUGGAGGAUAAACAGUAAAUUAAUCUACGGUCAUGCUUGAAUUGACGGGACAUCUGUAGUGUAUUCCUCAGGCAAGUAAGAUAGUAUCUCUCUCUCUCUCUCUCUCUCUCAGGAAAGAGGCAAGAGCUACUAUCAGUGACCUUGGAGUUACCUAAGUAACGGCCCUGCCUGUAAGCAAGAUGUUUCCUCCCUAGCCUGAACCCACAGAGGCAGGAGAUAGUAUAGUGAACUAUGGCAGAGAACAGUUCCUUUUUAGGAUUCAGCAGAUGAACUCCGCCCAUUCCCGUUCUCACAGAAGUGAGGCAGCACCACAGAUCCUCAGUGUCAGAUCAAGCCCAUAUAAAAGACGUACUCUCCACUUCAGCUGCAACAGAUGGAAAGGUCUGCCUGAGCCAGCACUAUCUGCAAUGUAAGUCUGUUUUAUAAAAUGUCUUCCAAGGGACUUAACUGCAAGUUUUUAUUCUAAAAAGGUUGGUGGAUGAAGAAUUAUUUUUCAAAGAAUAGAUCUAUUUUUUUUUUAAAUGAUCUGAUGUGGGAAACUGGGAAUAAAUCAAAGUUCCCUUUAUUCCUUUCAUAUUCUUUUGUCUUUUUAAUAUAAAGAAACACUUCGUAAUUUUUGUCUGUUGGUGUCUAUUUUCUCACUGACAAAGAGGAAAGAAGCACAGAUUUCUUUCAACAAUAUCUUCCAGUGAACAAAAUGAAAAGUCUCAAUUCUCUGACGUGUUCUUGAAUGGAUAAAAUUUAUAGACUGCUGGCAAGCACAGCUUCCAAACCUCCUUAAUAGAGCACUGUUAAGACAAUAUCAUCGACACCACAGCUCAUCCUGAUGGGUUGUCUCAACUUCAGCAGCGGAAAUGAGACUUUGCCUGGCAGGCACCCUUAUACUGUGCAGACCUCUGUGCCUCUAACAAUCCUGGUGGGUAUCCUCAUCCUGCUAACUGUGUUUGGCAAUGUAAUGGUAGUAAUUGCUGUGAUCACAAGCCGAGCCCUGAGAGCACCUCAGAACUUGUUUUUAGUGUCUCUGGCAUGUGCAGACAUCCUGGUUGCCACCUUAGUGAUGCCAUUUUCUUUAGCGAAUGAACUGAUGGGUUACUGGUACUUUGGUAAAGUGUGGUGUGAAAUCUACCUGGCUUUGGAUGUGCUCUUCUGCACCUCAUCCAUCGUUCACCUGUGUGCCAUCAGCCUGGACAGAUAUUGGUCUGUCACUCAUGCGAUUGAGUACAACCUAAAAAGGACACCACGCAGGAUUAAAUGCAUAGUCUUCAUAGUUUGGGUACUGGCAGCCAUCAUUUCAUUCCCUCCGCUUAUCAAAAUGAUAAAGGACGAAGGUAAAGAGGACAGACCUGAAUGUAAAAUUAAUGAGAAGAAAUGGUACAUCAUAUUCUCCAGCACUGCCUCUUUCUUUGCACCCUGCGUCAUCAUGAUUACCGUGUAUGUCAGAAUCUACCAGAUUGCCAAGAAAAGAACAAGAGCCGUGCCAGGUGAAAGGCAAAGAGAAUAUGGAAACUCAGGCAACCUGGAGAGAAAAGACGGAGAAGGGAGGGAGGUGGAAGGGGAGGACGGUAGAGACGUGGAGGAAGAGCCCUCCUCGUCUGAUGGGAAUGAAAUCAUCCUUUGUUCCCUGAAGAAGAAGAGGGGUAUGAGAACAACCAAAGUGGCUCAGGUGAAGCCUGGAGAAACCUCACCAAAGCCAGAGGCGCAGCCCUGUGUGAGAGUGAGCAGGUGGAAAGGAAGGCAGUACAGAGAGAGGCGCUUCACAUUUGUUCUAGCUGUGGUCAUGGGAGUGUUUGUUCUCUGCUGGUUCCCCUUUUUCUUCACAUACACGCUCACUGCUGUGUGCGACACCUGCUGUGUCCCAGAGACAUUGUUCAAAAUGUUUUUCUGGUUUGGUUACUGCAAUAGCUCACUAAAUCCGGUUAUAUACACUAUAUUCAAUAAUGACUUCAGGAGGUCUUUUAAAAAGAUAGCUUGUGAAAGGGACAGAAAAGGUUUAUAAAUAAGAUUUUUAUGUAUGCAUUACAAAAAACAGCAGUUUUGGUCAUCUACAUUACGGCUCCUAUCAGUGUAAAUAUGACAUUAAGCAGAUAUUAAAAGAUAUUUAUUGAAUAUUUGAAAAAUGUGAAAUGCAGCAUAUUUUGUGUUUUAACAUUUUGUGUACUUCCACAUCAGUAAAUGUUUGUUUUGUAAUAUUAAAUCAUGCAACAAAUAUCUAAUGUGCAGUUUGCUUUACAGCUAGUAUUACACUGUGACAACCUGUGAGUUUAGACUUUGACAUUGUACAAUUGUGACAACAUGGAUAAUACAUUUUCUACAUGUACGUACAUUUGUUUUGGAACAGUAUUUAAAUGUAACAGUCAACUAACAGAUAUCAUCUCUCGUGGUUUGGGUACUUGUGCUUUAAACUUUCAAGACUCUAAAGGCUUCAAAGACUGACUGACAGUACGAUUUAAACACGGAAAAGAGAAAGAUUACUGCUGCACAUUACUCUGAGAGAAAACUGUGACAGUUAAAACAUUAAUGUUGGUAAUAUAAAGGCAGACCUCUAAGGCUCACAUCACAGCACAUGCAACUUCAUUAUCAACUUUUCAAAUUGACAGACCAUACUGCAGUACAAGAAAAUGUUUAAUUUGUGGUCAUUGUGCAAUAUGUUACAAAUACCGUAAAUUCACUGAAAAGGCAAUAGUCUAUAAACAAACAUGGCCAAUAAUUUCAUUAUGACUAAAAACUGAGUCAUGUACUCAUGGCAGCAAUUAUUCUGCAAAAUAAAUGAAAUGUCAAAAUGAUGCACAGUAUUUGGAAACUAAGCCUCUCUCUCUGUAAUUGCCAUCAGAAUGAAAUAAAAGACAAAUUUAGAAAAGCAGACAAACUGUAAAUGCUACAGUAUCGCAAAUUUAAAAAACUAUUUAUCUUUGUACAACUGUACAAACAAUAGCAAGAGCAUAUUAAAGCAAGCUGUACUCAAAACAAUGGUAUCCCCAUACCACCUGUAUGCAGUUAUAUGAAAAGAAAAUUAUGGCUAGGAGGUACAGGUGGCACAACAACACUGAAUGCACUUUAUCAUGAAUUAUAGCCCUUCAUAUCAGGAUAUCAUUAAAUUAUCCCCUGGAGUCAAACAGAAAUCACGCAGCAAUAGAAAUAUGAGUGGCUGCUGCAAAUUACACUGAGGUUAAUAUCCACACAAGCUUAUCAAUGUGUUGUGUUCCAAUUCUUUGUUUGAUGUUUCCCUAUUGCUUCUCCUUUUUAAACACACUUUUCACAGCACUAUAACCUCUUUAUAGCAACUUGUCUUUAACAAAUAGACUUUCAGUCUGUUAACCUGAAAUAAAAUAAAUGCGGCAUGCA